This is a messenger RNA of Saccostrea echinata, 554 nucleotides long. RefSeq lists its product as uncharacterized. The record is from RefSeq and is a predicted model, not a curated record. The transcript has 8 exons. NCBI's taxonomy places the organism in Eukaryota, Metazoa, Mollusca, Bivalvia, Ostreida, Ostreidae. The coding region runs from base 1 to 549 and encodes 182 amino acids.
AUGGGGGAAAAAGAGGACACUGAAAAUGAGGAAGAGGAGGUACAAGAGGCUGGUGUCAUGACACACUCUUCUGUAAUAGAUACAGAUUAUAUUAACAGUCAUAUGAACAGUGUAGUAGGUGCUCUGACAAAAAUAAUGAACUGCAAAAUUAGUGAAUGUGGUGAAGCUGAUCAUGUCCGCCAUCAUAUGUUUGUAAAGAGUCCGGCAGAUAUGUAUGAGAAAUACAUUAAACAGUACUUCUUUGGAAGAAAAUUUUUAAGUUCUCAGGAAAUGGAGCAUCUACAAACAGUUCUCCAAAAUGAAAUGUUUUGCAGCAAACCUUUGCAUGGAUCAAUUUUCACUCGAUACAGAACCUUCCAAAAUCUUAAAAAUGAAGAAUUGGAAAGUAUCUUAAUAAAUAGUCCACUAAUGGCAGUUCACUAUUUCUCACUCAUUUUACUAAAGGAAGCAAUCGUUUAUCUUAUUUGCACAAAAACAGGAUUGCCUUAUGAAGAGGCUGAUGCAAGAUGUUCAUCAACAGAGUGUUCAGUAAAGGAUCUCCAUCUAUAAGAGAC